AUGAGUGGCCGCCCUGUCGUGGGCCAGGCGCUCGCGGCGGCGCCGCGGCCUCGCAGUGUCGCGUCGCCGGUGCCGCCGAGCCGCGCGGCCGCGCCGGUACGGGCGACCCUCCUGCCGCGCGCGACGCCGCCGCCCACGAGCGAGCGCAACCUGGCGCUGCAGCGCCUGUACGCGCAGCACCGCCCGCUCCUUGAGCACGAGCAGCUCCCGGCGCGUCCCCAGCGUAUCGUGCAUGGCGACACGGUCGUGAUCGACCCCGAGGACUUUGCGGUGCCGGCCCCCAACAUCUGGCGGCGCCGCGCGCGCCCCGUGGAUGCAGCGACGUUUGCGCACCUGAUCGAUGACCUAUCGCAGCUGCGCGUGUCGUCGCGCCGCGUGCCCCGAGCGCGCCGCCGCAGUUCGCGCGGCUUUGCGCCGUCGUCGCCGGCCGUGCAGGCGGCGUCGGCGCGCAUCGCACGGCUGGAGCGCGAGGCGGAUACCCGCGAGCAGGUCGUCGCGAAUGCGCGCGAGCAUGGCGACGACGUCGAGCGCGCCGAGCGCCUCGGCGCCGAGGCCGAGCUUGUUGUGCUUGGCGAGCCGCUUGGCGCGCACAAGUCGUGGGCGCCGGGCGUCGCGACGGCGCUUGGCACGGCGCAGCCCUUUGUGCCGCCGAGUGCGCUGCGCGGCGUGCCGCCGCUGCCGGUGCGCAGCGUCGACGACGUGGAUGUGUCUGAGCAGGACGCGCACCUGUGGCUCACGCAGGGACUCGUCCAAACGCGCGUUCGCGCGGAGCAUGCGUGGCGCACUGCGAUGGAGCGCCUCACCGACGGCCAGCCGGCCGUGUCGCUGGACAGCGUGCGCCGCAAGCGCAGGAAAAAGAUGAACAAGCACAAGUACAAGAAGCUGCGCAAGCGCCAGCGCGCGGAGCGCCAGCGUCUGAACAAGUAG
Molecule: messenger RNA, 927 nt
Organism: Malassezia sympodialis ATCC 42132
Lineage: Eukaryota; Fungi; Basidiomycota; Malasseziomycetes; Malasseziales; Malasseziaceae
Source: the annotation of a RefSeq genome assembly